AUGGCCACCGACGACGAUAACUUCGACAUUGACAUCUACGGUGAUGGCACUUACAAUGCCAACGAGCCGGCUGGUCAGGAUGACGCAGAGCUGGUUCUCGAUGCUCCUGAGAACCUUCCUGCCACUGGCAAUGACGCAGUAGAUGGCACUAAUGACCGCCCGCACCGACCUGCCCCCUCCGAUCGUGCUUCCCAUGAGCGCACGGCUCCUGCUGCCCAGACCGCUCAACAUACCGAGCCUGUUCAGCCUGCUCAGAACACCCAGCCGGCCCAAUCUGCCCAGCAGGCUCCCGGCCACACCCUGCCUGCUCCCCCUCAGGGCACCAAGCGCAAGGAAAUCGACGAGCAGUCAUCUGAUCCUGGUGCAACCAACGCUCUGCUGAUCGGAGAGCUUGCCUGGUGGACCACCGAGGAAACGGUUCGGGGAUGGAUCAACUCCGCUGGCGUCGAAAACGAUUUGAAGGAUGUGACCUUCAGUGAGCACAAGGUCAACGGAAAGAGCAAGGGCCAAGUUUUUGCUCUGUUUAACACUCCCCAAGCUGCAACAAUUGCCAAGCAGGCGAUUUCUAAGACCACUGAAAACGGCCGCAACCAUACCGCCGCCUACGCCAACCCUGCCAUGAACCCUUUCAAGACUUUGCCAAAGGACACUCCAAUGCGCCAGAGCAAUGGGCCUACCCGUGGCAAUUACCAAGGUGGCUCGAACAACUUUGGCCAUAACAAUGCUGGUAAUUAUCGCGGCCGAGGAAACUUCAACAACCGUGGAAAUUAUAACAACUUUAACCGUGGCGGUCAUAACAACUUCAAUCCCAUGCCAUUCCAGGGUGGAAAUGCGAACCCUAUGAUGGGUAAUUUCGGAGGCGGUCCCAUGGGUGGCAUGCCUAACUACGGGUUCAACAACCGCGGUGGACCCAUGAUGGGAGGUAACAUGCGCGGUGGUCCUCGCGGCCGUGGUGGCAACCCCAUGGGCGGCCAUAACAUGAUGUCUAUGGGAAUGAACCCCGCAAUGGGCGGUAUGGGCGGCAUGAACCCAAUGGGCAUGAACCCCAUGAUGUCUAAUAUGGGUGGUAACAUGGGCCCCAACAUGGGUCCCGGCAUGGGGAACAUGGGUCCUAACAUGGGCAAUAUGGGCAUGCAAGGUCAAGCUCCAUUCCAAGGUGGACCAACUCCUCCCUUCAACCAGGGCCAAAACCAAGGCCAGAACCAGGCUCAAAACCAGGGUGGCUUCUAUAACGCCAACCAAGGUGGCCCAGGAUCCAACCCUCACGGCGCCAAGCGCAGUCGUCAGGACUAA
Messenger RNA from Penicillium salamii, 1293 nucleotides. The record is from the annotation of a GenBank genome assembly. Lineage: Eukaryota; Fungi; Ascomycota; Eurotiomycetes; Eurotiales; Aspergillaceae.